UGCGGUCAACACUCAAAAGCAGCAGCUCAAGUGGCCAGCGCUUCCCGCGGAUUCGAGAAAUCCGCAGAUCGGCGAUGCGCGGCGGCGGCGGCGACGCGACGGGCUGGGACGAGGACGCCUACCGGGAGAGCGUCCUGAAGGAGAGGGAAGUCCAGACCCGGACCGUGUUCCGCGCCGCCUUCGCCCCCUCGCCGAGCCCUAGCCCCAGCCCCGACGCCGUCGUCGUCGCCUCCAGCGACGGCUCCGUCGCCUCCUACUCCAUCUCCGCCUGCCUGUCCGACCACAGAUUGCAGUCGUUGCGGUUUGCUGACGCGAAGUCUCAAAACGUUCUAGAGGCGGAACCCGCUUGUUUCCUUCAGGGGCAUGAUGGACCUGCCUAUGAUGUCAAAUUUUAUGGCGAGGGUGAAGAUUCUCUUCUACUGAGUUGUGGUGAUGAUGGACGGAUUCGGGGGUGGAUGUGGAGAGACAUUACGAGCUCAGAGGCGCAUGACCAUUCACAAGGAAACAGUGCAAAACCAGUACUUGAUUUGGUGAAUCCCCAAAGUAGAGGUCCUUGGGGUGCCCUUUCACCAAUCCCCGAGAACAAUGCCCUGGCUGUAGAUGUUAAGCGGGGAUCCAUUUAUGCUGCAGCUGGUGAUUCUUGUGCAUAUUGUUGGGAUGUGGAAUGUGGUAAAAUAAAAACUGUUUUCAAAGGGCAUUCUGACUACCUGCACUGUAUAGCUGCACGGAACUCUUCUAGUCAGAUUAUAACAGGUUCUGAGGAUGGGACAGCAAGAAUAUGGGAUUGCAGAAGUGGUAAGUGUGUCCAAGUAAUUGAUCCAGACAAAGACCAUAAGAAAGGUUUCUUCGCAAGUGUUAGUUGUCUUGCUCUUGAUGCAAGUGAGAGUUGGUUGGUCUGUGGUCGGGGUCGGGAUUUAUCUGUCUGGAGUAUAUCUGCUUCUGAUUGCAUAGCAAAAAUCUCAACCAAUGCUCCUGCACAGGAUGUCUUAUUUGAUGAUAAUCAAAUAUUACUGGUUGGAGCUGAACCUUUGAUCAGUCGUUUAGACAUGAACGGGGUGGUUCUUUCUCAAAUACAUUGUGCACCUCAGUCGGUGUUUUCUGUUUCUCUGCAUCAAUCUGGUGUAACUGCAGUCGGGGGUUAUGGAGGCUUAGUCGACGUAAUCUCCCAGUUCGGAAGCCACCUCUGCACAUUUCGCUGCAAAUGCAUAUUGUCUCCCCAAUCCCUCCCUCCCCUCUCCCUCUCACUCUCCACUCGUUCUCUCUCCUCCGCCGUCCCUAAUUUCCUUCGUUAUCUCUCUCUCUCUCUCCUCGCGUCUCACUUGGCAUCUCGCUCUAGAUCUGAGGAGAAGCUCCCCCUGCCGCCGCCCGAUCGCCGCCGCUUCUCCGGUCGCCUCCCCGCCUCCGCCCGCCGACCGAUCGAUCGAUCCCUCCUUCCCUCCCUCCCUUUCUUCCGUCCGUCGUCGACAUCAGCAAUGGCAGGAUUAACCCCAGAAGGUUCGGCGUUCGACUCUCGUCAGUUCGAUGCUAAGAUGAGUGAGCUACUUUCAGCUGAUGGGGAGGAUUUCUUUACAUCUUAUGAUGAGGUGUAUGAGAGCUUUGAUGCUAUGGGCUUGCAAGAGAAUCUCCUGAGGGGCAUUUACGCAUAUGGAUUUGAGAAACCCUCAGCAAUUCAGCAGAGGGGAAUUGUACCAUUCUGCAAAGGUUUAGAUGUUAUUCAACAGGCUCAAUCAGGAACUGGAAAAACGGCCACUUUCUGCUCUGGCAUUUUGCAACAACUUGACUACGGUCUUGUGGAUUGCCAGGCUUUGGUUCUGGCACCCACUAGGGAACUUGCACAGCAGAUUGAGAAGGUCAUGCGUGCUCUUGGAGAUUAUCUUGGUGUCAAAGUACAUGCUUGUGUUGGUGGAACCAGUGUUCGUGAAGACCAGCGAAUCCUUUCUAGUGGAGUUCAUGUUGUAGUUGGUACUCCUGGACGUGUUUUCGACAUGCUCCGAAGACAAUCCCUGCGUCCUGAUCACAUCAAGAUUUUUGUUCUGGAUGAGGCUGAUGAAAUGCUUUCACGUGGUUUCAAGGAUCAGAUCUACGACAUUUUCCAGCUUCUUCCAUCAAAAAUUCAGGUUGGUGUAUUCUCUGCCACAAUGCCACCUGAAGCCCUGGAGAUCACGAGGAAGUUUAUGAACAAACCUGUUAGGAUUCUUGUGAAGCGUGAUGAGCUCACUCUGGAAGGUAUCAAGCAGUUCUAUGUCAAUGUUGACAAGGAGGAAUGGAAGCUUGAGACUCUCUGUGAUCUGUAUGAAACUCUAGCUAUUACCCAAAGUGUCAUCUUUGUAAACACCAGGCGCAAAGUUGACUGGCUGACGGACAAAAUGAGGAGCAGAGACCACACUGUAUCAGCCACCCAUGGAGAUAUGGACCAGAAUACCAGAGACAUCAUCAUGCGUGAAUUUCGCUCGGGAUCAUCCCGCGUGCUAAUCACCACAGAUCUUUUGGCCCGUGGUAUUGAUGUUCAGCAAGUCUCGCUCGUCAUUAAUUUUGACCUGCCGACACAGCCUGAGAACUAUCUCCAUCGCAUAGGGCGUGGUGGGAGGUUCGGAAGGAAAGGUGUGGCCAUCAACUUUGUUACGAAGGAUGAUGAGAGGAUGCUGUCUGAUAUCCAGAGGUUCUACAACGUGGUCAUUGAGGAGCUGCCGGCAAAUGUUGCAGAUCUCCUGUAGUAGGAAUUUGCGCUGCUGUGGUAGGGAGCAUGAGAAACCCAUCUUGUGAAAGAGUAAUUUGAUGUGCUAUGCUUUCGUUUUUACUUCUCUUUGUCUUAUAGGCAGUCUUCAUCAUAAUUUUGAAACUGGAACUAUGAUAUUUGAGUGAUAUGACAUGAAAGCUUGCGUUUGCAGUAGUAAGUCUUUUAUUCGAGCUUUGCUGCAAAGCUCAUUCUGCCUA
Molecule: messenger RNA, 2934 nt
Organism: Eucalyptus grandis
Lineage: Eukaryota; Viridiplantae; Streptophyta; Magnoliopsida; Myrtales; Myrtaceae
Exons: 18
Coding region: 75-2714 (879 amino acids)
Biological process (GO): mRNA export from nucleus
Cellular component (GO): THO complex; transcription export complex
Molecular function (GO): protein binding; nucleic acid binding; ATP binding
Source: RefSeq, a predicted model, not a curated record